GAAACUUCGGAGCGCAUAGCUUCCGUAAAGGUGGAGCGAGCGCAGCUGCUCUCUCGGGUGAAGCCUUGUCGGAAAUUUUAACGGCAGGCGCGUGGUCGGAGAAGAGUAGCGCCGGGAAGUGCUAUGGUUCUUUAUCAGAGCUUCAGGGUAGUGGCAUCGACAACGCCGCCAAGCUGACGGCCGACACUACCGACCAGCUUGAAGCCAUUGGCGCAGGUGAAGGAGCCCGAGCCCCUCUCUGAAGUCAAGCG
Molecule: messenger RNA, 251 nt
Organism: Amoebophrya sp. A25
Lineage: Eukaryota; Dinophyceae; Syndiniales; Amoebophryaceae
Source: the annotation of a GenBank genome assembly